AUGGCAGAUUAAAUUUCCAAAGAUGCUUGUUAUUGCACAGAAUCACCUUAAUACUUAAAUACUAACAAUAAGCUUAAUUUUAUCAAUCAUUAAUAAACCAUUUCUCACUUUGAUGCUCUUAAUACUAAUGCAAAUGAUUAAUUAACAGAAAAAAACAUCCAUAAUCAUAUUAAGAGGAUCUUCAAUAAACUAAUAAAAUAACUUCAUUCUCACAUAUUGAGCAAUUAGGAAAAGUUCCCACAUUAGUUCUAAGAAUAAUAGCAUCUGCAACUCUAGAAGAAAAUCAAAUUUUUGAGUUCCAACCAAAUCCUUAAUAAAUGUAAUUUAUUUUGGUUGUAAAUACAAAAACAAAAAAGGGGGAUAUUAAAUUAAUCAUUUUAAAAUCCCAUCUGUUGA
Molecule: messenger RNA, 396 nt
Organism: Paramecium sonneborni
Lineage: Eukaryota; Ciliophora; Oligohymenophorea; Peniculida; Parameciidae
Source: the annotation of a GenBank genome assembly